AUGUGGAAGGUGAUUCGGUUGGCUAAUCCAUGCUUACUUACAACAACAGGGCUAAGAAGGCGCUUCCAGUCGGAGGUACGAAACCAGACGCCAGAUCGAAGACCGAUGAGUUCGCCUCCACUGAGACCAACAAGCACAGCCGAUGGAUGCGUAUUUUUCGUCUCUCUCUAUGACUACGAUCCGGCCACAAUGUCACCGAAUCCUGGGGCUGUCGAUGAUGAGCUGCCCUUCAGAGAAGGGGAUAUUAUCAAGGUGUACGGAGACUGUGACGAGGACGGCUUCUACUUUGGUGAGUGUAAUGGACGCAAGGGGUUUGUGCCGUCAAAUAUGGUGUGCGAGGCGAGUGCCGACGAGGUAACUGAGUUCCUGCGGCGCUGCAUUACCACCUCCACCGGCAUGCCCCCUGGCCAAAUGACCAAGUCACAUCGUAUAGUUGCGCAGCGCUCUGGACCAUCCGAACAGUCCACUGGUCAUGUGAGUUUGUACUCCGUAAAGCCUCCUCCUGAAAAUUUCGGGUACUACCACUAUCCUCAACAUGGUGAAAGGGCAGGUCGUGACCGAAAAGUACGGGGGGAGGGCCGACGGACGCGACUACAGAGGAGCGCCUGUGCCGAGGAAAAGCAGGUCACUGUAGGGGGAGUGGAGGCAACCAGUCGAAAACGCGGCGAGAGUCAGAAACCGCAGCAUUGUGUCAUGGAGGCUCUCUACGACUAUGAUCCACACAUCUACAGCCCAAAUGUUGAUGUGGAGACUGAACUGAAGUUCCGCGCUGGAGACCGAAUUCUCAUCCUCAGUGAGAUGGAUGAGGACGGGUUCUAUGUGGGACAGUUGGAAUCGUCAGGUCGACGUGGUCUGGUGCCUUCCAACUUUCUACGCCAACUGCCACGUGUCAGCGCUGAGGACAACGCCAGUCCUGUCAACAGCGGUGCCAGUGAUGGAGGCGACGUCUACGACUCAAGAUCCAAAAUGGUUUAUGGAGUGCCUGGUAGUGGCCCUACGCAUGGAUCGAAAUCGUCCCGCUCUAGGGGCGCCAGUGGAAGUCGACCGACUCUACGCUCCGAUGAUGCUGAUCUUGGUCCUGUCUCUAGACGACGUAGGUCCUCUGGCAGAAAGGGCGAGGUGAAUGAGACGAUAUACUCUUAUUGCUGA
Messenger RNA from Hydatigera taeniaeformis, 1149 nucleotides. The record is from the annotation of a GenBank genome assembly. Lineage: Eukaryota; Metazoa; Platyhelminthes; Cestoda; Cyclophyllidea; Taeniidae.